AGCUUGUGAUUGCUUCCAUUUAGGAAUUCCAAAGCACCACAACCAUAGGUUUCCUUACCACCUUGUUGUUCCAAGCUUGUCCAACUGAUAACAUGGAGAUCACCACCCUUGUGUUCCAUCUUCUCAUCUCCAUCCUCAUCAUCCAUGGUGUUAGCCUCUUCAUGCUCCUAAACAAAGCCAUAAUUUCAGUUGUAACACCUUUGCUGCCUGUACAAACAAGGGAGAGGCUUGCUUGGUGGCAUGACACUUUGUUUCACAGUCACAAGCCUGGUUUGCUUGACCCUUGUUCUGGUGUUCAGCUGAGGAUCUCAAAGUUUAAGAGUGGUUCAGAGGAUGAAGAGGAGGUGGAGUGUGUGGUUUGUUUGUGUGGAAUCAAAGAAGGAGAGGAGAUCAGGGAGCUUGUUUGCAGGCAUUUGUUUCACCGUGCUUGUUUGGAUAGAUGGUUGGAGCUUUGGCACUCUAGAUGUCCUCUUUGUAGGAGUUGUUUGAUCCCUUGUGAGACUAAGAAGAAGAAGGUUUCAGGGCUGGAGAGCUUGGAAAUGGAGGAUUUGGUUGCUUUUGUUCAUGAUUCUUCAUAGUUAGUAUAUACUCUUUGUGAUGUUGUGUAUCACUCC
This is a messenger RNA of Dioscorea cayenensis subsp. rotundata (Guinea yam), 614 nucleotides long. Its product is annotated as RING-H2 finger protein ATL66-like. The record is from RefSeq and is a predicted model, not a curated record. Gene Ontology annotation, biological process: protein ubiquitination. Gene Ontology annotation, molecular function: ubiquitin protein ligase activity. Bases 93 to 578 code for a protein of 161 amino acids. Lineage: Eukaryota; Viridiplantae; Streptophyta; Magnoliopsida; Dioscoreales; Dioscoreaceae. The transcript has a single exon.